AUUUCGAAAUUUUACAAAUUACUGUGUCAAACAAUUAGUAUAAAAACCCUCCCUUGUAGAGUCCGAUCAUUGUAUCCUCGUGUCUACACAACACAAACACUACAACAUGAACACCUUCGCUGUUCUGCUGCUCUGCGUCCAAACUUGCUUGGUUCAGAAUGUUUGGGGCCAGCUGAUCGGUCCCGGUUGCGGCGGCGCUUAUGGUCUUGGCGCUUACGGCCUCGCUGACGGUAUCUACGGUACCGGUAUCGGCGCUUACGGCCUCGCUGACCGCGCUUACGGUCUCGGUUUUGGUGCUUACGGUCUCGCUGACGGUAUCUACGGCCCCGGUAUCGGCGCUUACGGCCUCGCCGACGGUAUCUACGGUCGCGGUGUCGGCGCUUACGGCCUCGCUGACGGCGUUUACGGCCUCGGUGUCGGUUGCGGCGCAGCUUACGGCGGCGAAGGCAUCGGCGAUGUAGCGGUCGCCGGUACACUGCCGGUGGAAGGCAGGACCCUGGUCGCCGGACAGGUGCCGAUCAUGGGCGCCGUGGAGUUCGGAGGCGUCGUGCCAGCCGCUGGCGGAGUGUCCAUUGCCGGCAGCUGCGGCUGCGGCUGCAGGGGACCCUACCUCUACUGAGAACCUUAUAAAACUUGUAUCUCCUAAAUGAACUGACAAAAUAAAUGCAUUAUUCGAA
This is a messenger RNA of Maniola jurtina (meadow brown), 677 nucleotides long. Its product is annotated as chorion class CA protein ERA.1-like. Gene Ontology annotation, biological process: chorion-containing eggshell formation; multicellular organism development. The transcript is spliced from 2 exons. The coding region runs from base 107 to 619 and encodes 170 amino acids. NCBI's taxonomy places the organism in Eukaryota, Metazoa, Arthropoda, Insecta, Lepidoptera, Nymphalidae. Gene Ontology annotation, molecular function: structural constituent of egg chorion. The record is from RefSeq and is a predicted model, not a curated record. Gene Ontology annotation, cellular component: egg chorion.